GGACGCGCGCGGGGCGAGGCAGGGACAGACACGGAAGUGAGUCCACUUCCGGUUCAUGGCGGGCACCGGAAGCUGCGUCUCCUUACUUGGGAUGUGACUGGCUGAGUGGAGCGCUAGUGGGCCUGUCAGGACGGCCAGGGGGAGGGCGCUGCGUGGGGGGCGGGGUUUGGGCCGGUGGACGGAGGCCGUGCGGCGCGGCGGGAGGGAUGGCGGCGGCGGAGGCGGCGGAGCCUGGAAACCUGGCAGGUGUCCGGCACAUCCUCCUCGUCCUCUCGGGAAAGGGGGGGGUCGGGAAAAGCACCAUCUCCACGGAGCUGGCCCUGGCCCUGCGCCACGCGGGCAAGAAGGUGGGCAUUCUCGACGUGGACCUGUGUGGCCCCAGCAUCCCCCACAUGCUUCGGGCGCAGGGCAGGGCCGUGCACCAGUGUGACAGCGGCUGGGUCCCCGUCUUUGUGGACCAGGAGCAGAGCAUCUCUCUCAUGUCCGUGGGCUUCCUGCUGGAGAGCCCGGAUGAGGCUGUGGUGUGGAGGGGCCCCAAGAAGAACGAAGCUGGAGGGGAACCUGCGUCCAGGCACAGACCCCUCCCCAGGGGGAUCACAGCUCCUGGCUCAGGCCUGAGCAGAAGUCUCGGGUGGCCGGGGUGGCCCCACAUCCGGGAAGAGAGAGCGCUGAUAAAGCAGUUCGUGUCUGACGUGGCCUGGGGACAGCUGGAUUACCUGGUCGUGGACACGCCCCCCGGGACCUCUGAUGAGCACAUGGCCGCUGUGGAGGCGCUGCGCCCCUAUGGCCCGCUGGGGGCCCUCGUGGUCACCACGCCACAGGCAGUGUCUGUGGGGGAUGUGAGGCGGGAGCUGACCUUCUGUAGGAAGACGGGGCUGCAGGUGGUCGGGGUCGUGGAGAACAUGAGUGGUUUCGUCUGUCCCCACUGCACAGAGUGCACCAACGUCUUCUCCCAGGGAGGCGGGGCGGAGCUGGCCAGACUCGCCGGAGUCCCCUUCCUGGGCUCUGUGCCUCUGGACCCUGAGCUCACCAGGAGCCUGGAGGAAGGUGGAGACUUCAUCAGGGACUUCCCUCAGAGUCCCGCCUUCCCCGCGCUCUCCUCCAUAGCCCAGAAGGUUCUGAGCGAGGCGCCCGCUCGGCUUUCCUGACCAAGGCAACCCCCUCUCGCGUCUGGCCGCGCACGCUCAGACCUAAGCAGAGGCCGUGGCCGUGCGGGCCUCUUUCUGUGCCCUUCCCCGCAUCUUGGGUUUCCAGGGCCUCUGGCGGUAGAGCGGCGGACAGUGGGUGGUUCUGCCCGGCGGGCGGGUGGCAGGGCCCGGGAGAAGGUGUGGGGUCCUAGUGGCUGAACUCUCAGGUGAUGGCGCGUGCACCCCCAGGCCCACGGCUAGGCUGUCGUUCGCAGCCAAGGCUCCACGUGGUCACAACACCUACACGUCUGGAGAAACCCUAGGGGCAUCUGCUGUCCUCAGCGCCUCCCGCCAUCCUCGGUGCCAUCGUGAGCGAUGCCGGGACAGCGGGGAGCGUCUUGCAAGGCGUUAGACUUAAAUUCAGAGGAACCCACGAUUAAAAGUGUCCCACUGCCGCA
Messenger RNA from Lutra lutra (Eurasian river otter), 1585 nucleotides. It is a transcript of the gene NUBP2, whose product is annotated as NUBP iron-sulfur cluster assembly factor 2, cytosolic. The transcript has 8 exons. Bases 207 to 1148 code for a protein of 313 amino acids. Gene Ontology annotation, cellular component: cytosol. The record is from RefSeq and is a predicted model, not a curated record. Gene Ontology annotation, biological process: iron-sulfur cluster assembly. Gene Ontology annotation, molecular function: iron-sulfur cluster binding; ATP-dependent FeS chaperone activity; ATP binding. NCBI's taxonomy places the organism in Eukaryota, Metazoa, Chordata, Mammalia, Carnivora, Mustelidae.